AUGGGCAUGGUUGCAAAGUCCACGUUCUACCGUAUUCAAGCUGAAUACUGUCAUGAUGUCAUUGAGAGCUUCUGGGAAGAGAAACGGUCAGCGGUUAUAGCUGAGGUCCAUGACAGAAGUGUUGUUGCUCUAGGCGAUGGAAGAAUGGACAGCCCAGGAUUUUCAGCCCAGUACUGUACUUACACCUUGAUGGACAAUGAGACGAAGAAAAUUAUGUCCAUCAAAACUGAAGAUAAAAGACUAUGUGGUAGGAUUUCUACUAUAAUGGAGAGAGAGGCUUUCAUCAAGAGCUUCAAUCAGCUGAAGGGAGAGGUAAACCUUACAGAAGUCUGUACCGAUGCCCAUACACAGAUUUCUGCUCUUUUCCGAAAUGGCAUAUUCAAAGACAGUGGUGUGGAACACACAUACGAUAUGUGGCACGGAGCAAAAAACUUGGGCAAAAAGAUACAUGCAGCUGGCCAGCAAAAGGGAUGUUCCAUAUUACUACAGUGGAACAAAGAUAUUUGCAAUCAUUUCUGGUUCUGCUGCAAUAAAGCAAACACGUAUGAGGAGUUUUUUAACAUGUGGAUGGGCUUGCUGCAUCAUGUCACUGGGGAACAUGUGUGGCCUCUAGAUGCAUGCCAACAUGACCCACUGGAAAGUGAACGUGAGAAAGAGUGGCUUGUCAAAGGUUCAACGGCGCACAACGUUCUAAGUGAGAUCAUUCUGAAAGAACGUUGGUUAAAAGAAGUACCAAAGUAUCUGAAGUUCAGAUCAACCGCACGCCUGGAAGCAUUCCACAGCCACCUUCUUAUGUAUGCCAGCAAAAGAUUUAGUUACGACCCGCCCAUCAUGGACAUGAGAAUGCAACUUGCUGCCCUUGAUUACAAUCACCAUGUACAUAGACCUGCUAAAAGGAAUGCAGAUGGAGCCAUACAAUACAGAAAAGUAUUCAAUAAAAAGUCUAGGUGCUGGAGGAUUUAUGCAAUCAAAGUUGAGAAGGACUAUGCAUAUAUCCCGGAACUCCAGACAAUGGUCGUUACAGCACGAGUGAACAGCCAAAAAGGACUCCCACGUCAAAGAAAAUACAGAGCCAUGGACCCAAGGAGAUUGGGUUUGCUGUCAACUAUCCCUGCCCCAACAACACAGGAGUUACUAGAACACCAGCGCACCCGAGGAGAUGGUAUUGACUAA
This is a messenger RNA of Knipowitschia caucasica, 1173 nucleotides long. Lineage: Eukaryota; Metazoa; Chordata; Actinopteri; Gobiiformes; Gobiidae. The record is from the annotation of a GenBank genome assembly.